CCUGUAUGUCGUCCAUUUAUUUAAAACUGUCAAUGACAGAAAAAUAUGAAGUCGUCAAAAGUAUACUUAUUAAUCAGUAUUAAUGUUUUAUUCAUUAUAAAUAGCGUUCAUACGCAUGUUGAUUCCUUCGAUGAAGAAUUGUUCUUAAAACCUUUACCAAGCAGUCAUGUUUAUGCUUAUUUUCAAUUUACAACAAUAUGGAAAUCCUCGAAUACACCAAAGUCAUUUCAUCACUCACAUUUAUUUCCAAGAGGAUUAGGUGAAAUUAUAGGACGUCAUAAAAUAGAUGAAUUCCAUAUAACUUUGACCCAAGGUUUAUGGAAUUAUCAAAACUGGGGAUAUCCUUUUUAUGAUGCUGGAUCUGGAGCUGAGAUAUAUGCUUGGUUUAAUAGAGAUGUCUCUAAUAUCGAUCAAGAAUGGAAGGGAUUCACUAAUGCAUUGUCAGGUUUACUUUGUGUUUCUUUAAAUUUUAUUGAUUCGGCCAAUAGUAUAUCGCCAAAAUUUACUUUUCAUCCUCGUGGUGUUGUUAAACAAACUCCAAAUUCUACUUAUUUGCGCUAUUCUUCUUUACCACGAGAAAUAGUUUGCACAGAAAAUAUAACACCAUUUAAAAAAUUAUUACCAUGUGAUUCCAAGAAAGGUCUAGCAACUUUAUUAAAUUCUGCAUACAUUCAUAAUACAAAUUAUCAUUCUCUUGGUAUACAUUUCCGCUCUAUAUGUGGUAAUAUAGCUUGUACAGAUACAUUUUUAGAAUUGCAACAGACGGUUUCAUUAAUAUAUGAUAAUGUAGUAGAUACACAGGAUUGGUCUAUAAGAAAAUUUUUUGGAAUGGGAAUUAAGGGAUCAUGUCCUCUUACAACAAUAAGUAACAUAUAUGUUGAUAUAUCAAGUAAUAAAACGCAUCAUGUUUAUAAAAUAAUUCCUACACCCACGGUCAAACUUAAAAGCCUACGUGGAGGACAACAGAAUAAUAUUGCUAUAUAUGAUAUUAAAUCGCAUUCUAUUGAAGGGAUGUUUAAUAUUGCAGUUAAACAUAGUACAACAAAGACUGCAAUUGUUAAUUAUCCUUCUAUUCUUUAUGCAAAUAGAUAUAUUAUAGGAUCUGGUCAACAAGAAGGUAGUUUAGUAACAAAGAUAUACAAUAAUCACUGGCAGGCACUUAAUAUUGUACUAUUAGAAAACAUUCCAUGGUAUUUAUCGGUCUACUUGCACACAAUUAAAAUCACCUGUAAUGAGGAAAAUGUUAUUCCAUUAGUACUUCAUUACAUGCCAGGAAAAGAAAGAAUAAAUCCAUAUUAUUUAGAAUUAAUUUUACGCCUACCACCUCAUUCAGUUACAAAGUUUUCUAUAGAAAUAGAAUAUUCAUUUUUAAAAUGGCAAGAAUAUCCACCUGAUGCAAAUCAUGGAUUUUAUAUGGGUCCAGCAAUUAUCACAGCACUACUACCAAUUGCACGAAAUUAUACUGCUUUACCUCUUGAUGGAAGUACUAUAACAUCAAGCUUUAAUGCCUCACGAGAUGGUUAUCUGGUGCAAUUGAGAACAGAAUCUUUACUUAUCAGUCUUCCUACUCCUGAUUUUAGUAUGCCAUAUAAUGUGAUCUGUUUAUCAUGCACAGCAGUUGCUCUAGCAUUUGGUCCACUUCAUAAUAUAUGCACAAAACGAUUAGUAUUGAAACAUAUUGAAAAAGAUUGGAAAGAGAAAAUAUUUUCUCUUUUUAAAAAAAAGAUUUUUGGAUUAAAAAAAAAACAGGAAUAAAAAUCAUAUUAUUUGUUUUUAUAUGUACAAAAUAUAUAUUUAAUG
Messenger RNA from Vespula pensylvanica (western yellowjacket), 1800 nucleotides. RefSeq names its product GPI transamidase component PIG-T (gene PIG-T). NCBI's taxonomy places the organism in Eukaryota, Metazoa, Arthropoda, Insecta, Hymenoptera, Vespidae. The transcript is spliced from 8 exons. The record is from RefSeq and is a predicted model, not a curated record. Gene Ontology annotation, cellular component: GPI-anchor transamidase complex. Gene Ontology annotation, biological process: attachment of GPI anchor to protein. Bases 46 to 1755 code for a protein of 569 amino acids.